GGCCGCUGCCGGCCUCCCCGUGGCCGCCCGCGUCCCGAGGAGUGGAGGAGGGUCAUCCCCGAGACAGCCGCUCCACCGCCGGUCUCCUCCCCACCUCCUCGCGGCUCGCGGCGCGGCCGGCCAUAGGCACUACUCUACCUUUGGUGGGGUGGGGCGACAGAGCUCCGCGACCACUCACUGCCCGUCACGCCGUCUGUCUUUGACUCGUUGACCGCGGAGUGACCGUGCGCCGGAGCCGGAGCCGGAGCCGGCCAUGGAAGUGCGCGGCCGUGGAGUGGUACAGGGGCAGGGUUCGGCGGCGGCCCAGCACCGGCACCGGCACCCUCCGCCUGCGGCGGCGCCGAGGGUGCAGGCCGGGGACGCGCUGCCGCUGCCGAUACGGCACACCAACCUCAUCUUCUCGGCGCUCUUCGCCGCGUCGCUGGCGUACCUCAUGCGCCGGUGGCGCGAGAAGAUCCGCUCCUCCACGCCGCUCCACGUCGUCGGGCUCGCCGAGAUGCUCGCCAUAUUCGGCCUCAUCGCCUCGCUCAUCUACCUCCUCAGCUUCUUCGGCAUCGCCUUCGUCCAGUCCAUCGUCUCGUCCAGCGACGACGACGAGGACUUCCUCGUCGGGUCCUCCGGAGCUCCCGCGACCGCCGCGGCGCCCUCCCGCUCCCGGCAGCAGCAGGCGCCGGCCCCGUGCGCGCUGCUCGGGAGCCCCGCCGCCGCCGCGGCGCACGAGAAAAUGCCGGAGGAGGACGAGGAGAUCGUCGCCGCGGUCGUCGCCGGGAAGAUCCCGUCCUACGUGCUCGAGACCAGGCUCGGCGACUGCCGCCGCGCCGCCGGCAUCCGGCGCGAGGCCGUUCGGCGGAUCACUGGGAGGGAGAUCGACGGCCUCCCGCUCGACGGCUUCGACUACGCCUCUAUCCUCGGUCAGUGCUGCGAGCUGCCGGUCGGGUACGUGCAGGUGCCCGUGGGCAUCGCGGGCCCGCUCCUGCUCGACGGCCAGAGGUUCUACGUGCCCAUGGCCACCACCGAGGGCUGCCUCGUCGCCAGCACCAACCGAGGCUGCAAGGCCAUCGCCGAGUCAGGCGGCGCCACCAGCGUCGUGCUGCGGGACGGGAUGACGCGCGCCCCCGUCGCUCGGCUCCCCACCGCGCGCCGCGCAGCCGAGCUCAAGGCAUUCCUUGAGGACCCUGCUAAUUUUGACACGCUCUCCUUGGUCUUCAACAGGUCGAGCAGGUUUGCGAGACUGCAGGGUGUGCAGUGCGCUAUGGCCGGGAGGAACCUGUACAUGAGAUUCAGCUGCAGCACAGGGGACGCCAUGGGCAUGAACAUGGUCUCAAAGGGCGUGCAGAAUGUGCUGGAUUUCCUUCAGGACGACUUCCCUGACAUGGAUGUCAUUAGCAUAUCAGGUAACUUCUGUUCUGACAAGAAGCCAGCUGCUGUGAAUUGGAUUGAAGGGCGCGGAAAGUCUGUGGUUUGUGAGGCUGUAAUCAAGGAGGACGUGGUGAAAAAGGUUCUAAAAACAAAUGUGCAGUCACUGGUCGAGCUGAACACAAUCAAGAAUCUUGCUGGCUCGGCUAUCGCUGGAGCUCUUGGGGGUUUCAAUGCUCAUGCGAGCAAUAUUGUAACGGCCAUCUUCAUCGCCACUGGCCAGGAUCCUGCACAGAACGUCGAAAGCUCCCACUGCAUCACAAUGCUGGAACCCAUAAAUGACGGAAAAGAUCUUCACAUAUCUGUCACGAUGCCUUCUAUUGAGGUGGGUACAGUUGGCGGCGGGACUCAGCUGGCUUCCCAGUCUGCCUGCCUCGACCUCCUGGGCGUGAAAGGCGCGAACCAGGACUCGCCGGGAUCGAACGCGAGGCUGCUGGCCACCGUGGUGGCCGGCGGUGUCCUCGCCGGGGAGCUCUCCCUCCUGUCUGCACUGGCCGCCGGGCAGCUCGUGAAGAGCCAUAUGAAAUACAACAGGUCGAGCAAGGACAUGUCCAAGGCGCUACCUUGAUCCGAGCCGUGACUUGGAUCGAUCGUCGCAGCGGAAAUGGACAGGUCCAGACAGUGAAAAACAACGCCGUGGAAUAAUUCUUGUGCCCCGUGGAAGUGUGGAAGUGGAAGCGCAGAGGUGGCCGGCCGGUGAGGCACUAGGUAUGGGCAGCAGGGCAAAGGUUCAUCAGUCCUGGUCAUCACUCUCUCGAGAGGCAAAGAAUCCUUCAACAUGGAGAGAAGGCGUCAACAGUUUGUGGUGGAAACAGGGAGAGUCCUUCCUUGUUCAGGAGCUUGACCUGUUGGAUUCUCGUUGCUGGCCGGUCCAGGUGUCGUCAUCAAACCUGUCGUCCUCUGCGCACUGACGCUGGAGAAGCGAGCUAACCGUUGUAUUUUUUUUCCUUUUCAUGUUGAUAAGAGCUUUGCAGUCGCCUUGGUGCAUAAAGUGUUGUUGUAGGUCGUGGUAGAUAGAUAUCUCGUUUUUUUUUCCUUCAUUUUCUUUUUUUUUUGCUUGGUAAUGCCUGGUAGGUCUCUCCCCCUCUGAAGCUUUGCUUCAGGAAGCAGCUUGCGAACCUGGUCUCUGUGUUGCAGCACUGUAAUUAUUUCUUUUCUCAGCUUUGUUUGCUCGAUCAUCUUCUCCUCGUUAAACCAAACAAACUCUGUAAAUGUGUGUUGAGUGUCUGUCUAUACUUGUGGUGUUGUGACGCUGUAAAGCGAUGCGUAUAA
Molecule: messenger RNA, 2688 nt
Organism: Sorghum bicolor (sorghum)
Lineage: Eukaryota; Viridiplantae; Streptophyta; Magnoliopsida; Poales; Poaceae
Product: 3-hydroxy-3-methylglutaryl-coenzyme A reductase 3
Exons: 4
Coding region: 254-1984 (576 amino acids)
Biological process (GO): coenzyme A metabolic process; isoprenoid biosynthetic process; sterol biosynthetic process
Cellular component (GO): peroxisomal membrane; endoplasmic reticulum membrane
Molecular function (GO): protein binding; hydroxymethylglutaryl-CoA reductase (NADPH) activity
Source: RefSeq, a predicted model, not a curated record